AUAUGAUGAAAUAGUGUUGCGCGCGAAUUAAACGUAAAGCAAACGUGCGCGAAAGAGAUCGCGAUACGAUCAAGAUCCGUGUAAUGGCGUCGCGCAGGCGCCCCGAAAUGAAUCCAAAACUGCACAUGGACAGACAGCCAACAGCUGCACGCAUAACAGAUCCAUCUUUACCCGCUGGCAAGCGUCGCGAAAUCGAUAACGUCAUGAAGAAGGCACGUGCGAACACCACCAACGAUUACUGGGACAAGAAACUCAUUGAGGCGGAGGAGAAGGAUCCGAAUCGAUGGCGUCACACUGGCUACAAGAAAAUGUACAUUCAGGGCGAGAGCAGCUCGGGCGGCGAAAGUGAACGCGAUGCGGCCCAAGCCGUUGGCGCCUAUGCUCCUCGUUAUCAUCCGAGUGGUGGUGGUGGUGUUGGUGGAUCCAUACCCAGCUCCGGUCUGCCGCCGCCCUCAUCGUCCUCCUCAUCCGUUGCAGCCGCGGCGCGUUAUGGUCGCUCCAGAUCGCCGCAUUCGCGAAGUCGCUCCCGUUUGCGCAAAUCGCCGCCCUUGUCGCCGCCGCCGCCGUCAUCGGCGUCGGGGCAUUCACGUCGUCGCUCGCCGCCGCCGCAGUUUAUGGAGCGGAGGUCGGUCAUGUCGCCGCCAUCGCCGCAUCACAAUUUGCCGCCGCCACUGCUGCGUGGCCGACCACGUUCGCCGCCGAUGCCACCGCGCAGUUUGGCGCCCCGCUCGCCCAAUCACGGUGGUGGCAGCAGCAACAGCAGUCGUCCGGGCAACGGUCACGGUCGUCCGCGUUCGCCGCCGGAACCGCUUGCCGGCGGCUCUUCAUCGCAGCUGCGUCGCAAGCCGCCGCCAACGACAAAUGCGUCGCGCUCCCCAUUGGGCAGGCGUCGUUCGCCGCCAUUGUCGUCGUCGUCGGGCUUGGAUAAACGUGGCAUGGGCUCCGGGCACAUUCUGCCACGCUCCAAGCGUCCACCCUCGCCGCCACCCAGACAUUCGAUGCGCUCGCGUUCCAACAGCUCGAUGAGCAGCAGCUCGGAUGAUUCCUGUUCGCUCUGCUCGCCCAGUCAUCGUCACAGAUCUCGCUCUCGCGGUCCGCGUUCUCCUCCUCCGAAGCCACGUGGCCAUUAUCGGGGCGUUGGAGCGCCGUCGUCUUUAGCGCCGCCGCCCGAUUCGCAUGGUCGGUUGCAUGGACGGCCGACAACGCCGCCACCGCCGGUGCGUGGCAGUGCCGGGCUUGACAAGUAUCGCGACGCCAAGAUGCGUGCCCAAGUUGGUCACGAUGCGCGCGGCGGCUCUUCGGAUCGUGCGCAUAUGAAAGUGGGUCGCGUGUCGCGUCAUUCUCCGCCACCGGAGGAUCCGCGUCUCAAGCAUCGCCCGCCAGAGCCACCAGAGCCGGCAACGGCGGCAACAGCCGGCGCUCCACAGGCCAAGAAGAAAAAGAAGGAGAAGGAGUUGCGCACGCGUGUCAAAAUCGAAGGUGAGAAACGAAAGAAGCAUUCGAGUGCUGCGACUACAACGACGAGUGCCAGUGCAAGUGGCAAUGGUGGUGGUGGCAAUAACUCAUCAUCCGAUUCGGAUGAUUCGGGCGGUUCCGAUAGCGAUGAGGCGGCGGCAACAGCACCGGCCUUGCCCUCAUUUUCGGCAACGACGCGUCUAACGCUAUCCGAGCGAUUCGGCAAAAUGGCUCAGUGGAGCAUCGAUCGCAGCAACAUGGAGAAUAUGCGCAUCACCAAAGAUUCGGCUGGUGGUGCGCUCAAAGUGAUGAUCGAGGAGGGCAUGGAGUCGCCCCCACGUCGCUACUCGUACUCCCCAGCGCCGGCUGGCCACUUUCCCGAGGAGUUGGCCACAACAGCACCGUCGGGCAUGCUGUCGUGGGACGAUGUGCGCGUCCGUUACGAAUACUACAAGAGUCGCGGUUACUUGCGAGAUUUGGAUUUAAAGGACUACAUCAAGUGGGAGGAGUGGUGGUAUAAAUAUCAGGAGUGGUUGAAACAGGAACGCUAUUACGAGUACUGGGAUCGCAGUCAGCAGAUGCGACGUCGGCGCAAGAAGCUGCCAGUUACUCAGCGUUUAAAUUAGUUAAUUGCACAUUUAUUUUUAAUAGAAGUCGCCACAACCCGCCCCCCAUCGAGACUCCCCCGUUUUUCGAUUUCAUUCUGUUAGUUUUCCCUACUUGCCCCUCCCCCCACCUUCGCCCGCCCUUUUCUGUUUUAUGGAUUAACAGUUUGCACUCUGAAAUUGAAAUCGAAAUUUCCCUUUUUUGUACAUUUAGAAUGUAUGAAACGGCAUUUAGUCAGCUUUUGUAUUUAAAAACUAAUUUAUAUAUGAAGUAUAUGUGAAUCAAUUCGUCGCUGGAUUUAAGGUGUGUACUGAUCACUAUAUAUAUCUAUAUUUAUAUAUAAAUAAGGGUUUAAUCAAAAUUUCAACACAGAGCAUUGUAAUAUUUCAGUUAAAUAUUUUCUGUGUACGUGUUAUAUUUUAUUUCAGGCAGCAAGAGACAUUUGUAAACGCAUUAAAUAACCUACAUAAAGAUCAUAAAUAAAAGAAAAGAAUAUAAAUAAAA
This is a messenger RNA of Drosophila grimshawi, 2565 nucleotides long. Its product is annotated as basic salivary proline-rich protein 2. The coding region runs from base 84 to 2081 and encodes 665 amino acids. The transcript has 6 exons. The record is from RefSeq and is a predicted model, not a curated record. Lineage: Eukaryota; Metazoa; Arthropoda; Insecta; Diptera; Drosophilidae.